AUGUCAUUUCUAGAAACUGCCAAGGCAACAAUCACUAAAUCCGCCACAAUCAUCAAAGAUGUUUCGAAGUACACUGUGACCCCACAACAAUUACAAAAUAUUCCGCCGUCACUACGGUCCAAGACGCUAUAUCGAAGAUUCAUUCGGUUAACUCCUUUCAUAUCACAGCAAAAAUCCAUUAAGAGCUCGUACCAGAGUUACGUGCGAUCUAAAUUUGUUAGUGAUGGCACUGGAGACGUUCAUAUUCCUCAAGGUGAUCUGGUGGUGAAGCCUUCUUUGAUAAGUAAUGAAAAUGUGAAAACCUCAUUAAACACUUUGUAUUUAUUGCAAAAUAUGGUAUCCGAUAAUCCAACCUAUCGAAACCCUGGGAAACAUUUGAUUUUAAAUAUCUUAGAUCAUUUCUAUCGAGUACGCUGGGGACAAACAAGAAAAAAUGCCAUGCGAAAAAACCUGGCAUUUCAAAGAUUUUUGAAAAUGUACAAUGAAAGGUAUGAUUUGAACUUGUGA
Saccharomycopsis crataegensis is the source of this 507-nucleotide messenger RNA. RefSeq names its product Irc19p (gene IRC19). The transcript has a single exon. NCBI's taxonomy places the organism in Eukaryota, Fungi, Ascomycota, Saccharomycetes, Ascoideales, Saccharomycopsidaceae. The record is from RefSeq and is a predicted model, not a curated record. Bases 1 to 507 code for a protein of 168 amino acids.